Molecule: messenger RNA, 2947 nt
Organism: Sciurus carolinensis (gray squirrel)
Lineage: Eukaryota; Metazoa; Chordata; Mammalia; Rodentia; Sciuridae
Gene: Bhlhe23
Product: basic helix-loop-helix family member e23
Exons: 2
Coding region: 123-797 (224 amino acids)
Molecular function (GO): protein dimerization activity
Source: RefSeq, a predicted model, not a curated record
GGAAGCGGUGGCGGGGCGGAGGCCGGCGGGAGAGGCCGGGCGCUAAGGCUCAGGAACAGACGGGCAGCCAGAGGGGUUCACGGGGCCGGGAAUCACGUAGCGCCGGCCGGUACAGGCGGGCUAUGGCCGAGCUCAAGUCGCUGUCAGGGGACGCAUACCUGGCGCUGAGCCACGGCUACGCGGCGGCCGCAGGCCUCGCCUACGGGGCGGUGAGGGGCCCCGAGGCGGCCCGCGGCUACGGCGCGCCAGGUCCGGGCGGCGACCUCCCCGCCGUGCCCGCGCCCCGCGCCCCCGCCGCAGCGGCUGAGAGCAGCGGUGAGCAGAGUGGCGACGAGGACGACGCCUUCGAGCAGCGGCGGCGGCGGCGCGGGCCAGGGGCCGCAGCGGACGUGCGGCGGCGGCCCAGGGAGCAGCGCUCGCUGCGACUCAGCAUCAACGCGCGCGAGCGGCGGCGCAUGCACGACCUGAACGACGCCCUGGACGGGCUCCGCGCGGUCAUCCCCUAUGCUCACAGCCCGUCGGUGCGAAAGCUCUCCAAGAUCGCCACGCUGCUGCUCGCCAAGAACUACAUCCUCAUGCAGGCCCAGGCCCUGGACGAGAUGCGGCGCCUGGUGGCCUACCUCAACCAAAGCCAGGGCCUGGCCGCGCCCGUGGCCGCCGCGCCCCUGACGCCCUUCGGCCAGGCCGCCGUGUAUCCCUUCUCGGCGAGCGCCACGCUGGGGCCCUGCCCCGACAAGUGCGCCGCCUUCUCGGGAUCGCCCUCGGCACUCUGCAAACACUGUAACGAGAAGCCGUGAAGAGGCCGCACCCCUUCCGCUCCGUCUUCCCAUUUACGUUGCCCCCCGACUCUCACCCUGCCAGUACUGGAGAUUCGUGGCUGUACCCCAAGUGGAGAAGGCUGCCGGAUCUCGCUCCCAGACCGUGUGCGCCGAGCAGUUUGGGGCCGUGGAAAGCGCGAAGCUGGUCCUGGCACGGAUAGACCUGGAGACCAGGCGCUGAAAUCCACGCCUGGGAAUCCUCAGCUCCUGCUGGGCACUCUCCCUGACCAUUGCCAGGGGCCAUCGAGUCUAGGGACGGGAGGUGGCGGAUGACUAACCGUGGUCCCCUUCGGCCACCGCCAGUACCUCCCAAAACAACGCGGAGGAGUCACAGGUCCGCAGCGGGGGUGGAUACUGGUCCCACCGAGGACAGGGUCUUGCCUGGCGCCGGCACAGAGCGCAGGCACCGAGCGUCGGAGGGGUUUGGCUGGUCGAUACCCCACAACCAGGCUCGACCACCACCUGGUUGGCCCUUCCAGCCACACUGCAGGGACGCGCUCCCUCUGGGCGCGUUCCCAAGAACGCGCGUCUCUCGGCACACCCGGCCAGCGCGGGUUCCAGGACUCCAGCCCUCCCCAUGAUUAGCGUCGUGCGCUCUGAGACUCCACCACCGCGGUUUGCAAAGGAGCUGCUGGCAGUGCGCAGCAGGACCCCGGGCGACUCUUCGGCCUUUUCCAAGUCUGAGUUUGUUCGAUUAUUUUCUUGCCUGCCUAGAGGCACAGGAAGCGAAGGCCUCUUGGAAGUCCGCGGAUUUGGAUUCGUCCCUAAACAGGCCUGGACCCCUCAGGCACCGCUUUCCGCCCCGUGGAAUGGAGACCUUGGUGCGCCCUUUACCUAGGACUGCGUGAUGGAGCCGGGUCCUCACAGCCUGCGCGGGUCAGUCAGCACAGGACCCGAAUCUAGCCCCAGGACCAACAAAGUCCCCUCCCUACCAACUCCCGCACGUUUCCAAGGGUGGAGGGAGGAGGCCUGGCUACAACGGUGCUGGGGUCAAACCCAGGGCCUCAAGUACACCAGGGCCGACCUGCUGAAGCCACCCAGCCCCAUCCUAACCCUCUUGAGUUUACAAUCCAGCAGCGCCAAGGACAUUCUCCAGGCUGUGCCACCAAGAUCCACCUCUGGGACUCGUGAGGUCAAGUCUACUGAUGUCCACUUCACACACACCCAAGUCCACCUUCUGGGACACAGUUCCAUGCACCUAGGCACAGAACACUAUAGAACAUCGCCCUCCUCCCCUGCCUGUGACCACUGAGCUGUCCCGUCUGCAGGUUUCAGCGGUGGCUUCCAUAGAGCCACAGUGAACGGAGGGGUUGGCGGCCUCCUUGCUCAGUGGGGAGCAGCCGGGGCUCCUGCCUCAUGCCUCACGCCCACGGGCCGGUGCUGCUGGCAUUGUUACCCAGCAGCUGCAGUGGCUGCUGCAGACAUGUGGCCCUGGGCCACCAGGGUUUCUGCAGCAGUAAUGGGCGUGAGCUUCUGUGACACCACAGACAUGUUGCAGAGUGAAGUGGCCAGUCUGCCUUCAUCUUGCUGGGAAGACCUGACCCAUCUGUGCUGAGGUUUCUGAGGAGGCUCUGCCUGGAACUCUGGACCCCAGAGCAGACACAGGGAGGCCCCAGUGUGAUCCCUGCAAGGUCCUCUGUCCCUGAGUGCCACGUUCCUGCAGCUGCUUCUGGACUGAGGCAGCAGUGACGUACCUGGCGGGUGGAGACUAGGCAGGAGGAGGGACUUGGCUUGCUCAGCCUGCGGUGGGGCCCAGCUCGCCACCCUGGCCAGGAGGCCUGAGCCUGCAUGCUAAGCAGAAGCCACAAGGGUACCCUAGGAGGAGGUGGGGACGUCAGGGCAGUGAGCUCAGGGCUGCCCAGUGCUUGGCAAUGGGCACUAAAGACCCCCAGAAACCACAGAAUAAAAAGCAGUCAUGGAAAAUCUCCUGAAGGGAUAGGAAAUGCAUGUUCAGUUGAGAAAGGAAGGAAAUGAGUAGGUGCUCCAAAAUCAUAGCCCAGGAAAUGCAGGGGCACCAGAGAGGCACCCCCAAGCCACAGGCUACCUCCGUGAGGUGGGAAGAUGGGGACUUUUCCCUACUCGGAAUGUUUUUGUUGUUGCCAGGGAUUGAAACCAGGGGCACUUGACCA